Messenger RNA from Phyllopteryx taeniolatus (common seadragon), 1403 nucleotides. RefSeq names its product ORMDL sphingolipid biosynthesis regulator 2 (gene ormdl2). The transcript has 4 exons. The record is from RefSeq and is a predicted model, not a curated record. Gene Ontology annotation, biological process: negative regulation of ceramide biosynthetic process; ceramide metabolic process; intracellular sphingolipid homeostasis. The coding region runs from base 135 to 596 and encodes 153 amino acids. Lineage: Eukaryota; Metazoa; Chordata; Actinopteri; Syngnathiformes; Syngnathidae. Gene Ontology annotation, cellular component: endoplasmic reticulum membrane.
UUGCUCUUUGCUUUGGUUUGGUUUAAGGAGUUUUGGGCUCCGAGUGAGGCGUUUGACACUUGAUUAAGGGACAGCCCAAGAGGGCGGGGUGUAACCUCAACUGAUUUCCUGGUCGGCGAAAACAGCACGAGAAGAUGAAUGUGGGCGUGGCUCACAGCGAGGUCAACCCCAACACGCAGGUGAUGAACAGCCGAGGGAUCUGGCUGGCCUACCUGCUGCUAACUGUCGUGCUGCACGUGGUCCUGCUCAGCAUUCCCUUCUUCACCGUGCCACUCGUAUGGACCCUCACCAACGUCAUACACAACCUGGUGAUGUACCUGUUCCUGCACACGGUGAAGGGCACGCCCUUCGAGACCCCCGAUCAGGGCAAAGCCCGUCUGCUCACACACUGGGAACAGAUGGACUAUGGCGUCCAGUUCACAGCUUCGCGCAAAUUCCUCACCAUCUCGCCAAUCGUUCUGUAUAUUCUCGCCAGUUUCUACACAAAGUACGACGCGACACAUUUCCUAAUCAACACGUGCUCGCUCUUGAGUGUCCUCUUGCCAAAGUUGCCUCAAUUCCACGGAGUGCGAAUAUUCGGAAUCAAUAAAUACUGACAGAACUAAAUGAACCCUGGAAUGUAACAACUCCAAACACUGGACUUUUUGUUUGUUUUGUUCUUACGUUAUUACUCUUAUGUAUGAAAUCUGUUUGUGCUGUCUGUGUGGAGCCAUAAAUGGAAUUGCUGUUUGCGACGAGGCGCCGCUUGUGUUUCAUGGAAAUUUAAUUAUUCUUAUCGGGAGGGUUUUAUUCAGUGACACAUCAUUUGUUCUUACUGUGGACGAAGCAACACUUUUAACCUGCAGAUUUGAUCAUUACUUUAGGAAUAUCGCUCGCUAACUCUUUUUUGCCCCAUUUUUGGAGUUCUUCAUCUGUUGUGCAUAUGAUGAUCUUGAAAGCUGAUUUGAAAUCGUUUGUGUAUAUCAGAAAAGGCUCCAAGUUUGUAAACUGUACACAUGUGACUAUUAAUGUGAAUUGUUGUUUCCAUCCAUUGCAGAAUUGCAGCAUUUUUGUGUUUUCCCCCAGCUGUUCAGCGAACUAUUCCUGUUUGCAUUUUACACAUCAGCAAUAAAGCUUCACUUUGCUAUGAUAGUCAUCUGAUUUUACUGUUCCUAAAAUGAUCAGUGAAUGAUUGAAAUCAUUGCAGGCCACAUUGUAGUUAGGAAUGACCCCAAAGUUAUGACUGAAAUACAUUUAACUGUAUAAGAUUAUUAUUCCAUAACCACAUUUGCACCAGAAUUAUGUAGCUCUGUAGAAAAUUAAGACCAAAACAACACUGGGCUUUUUUUUUUUUUUGGGGGGGGGUGUCAGGGGUGAUGUUGACUUUCUUGUUUUCUGCAAAUAAAUGACUUUGUAUUUGGGUG